AUGCCAACAGUUAUAGUAGCCGGGGAAGGUCUUUUAGCGGAUCUUCUUAAAACAAUUGUAAAAGCUUUUCAACCCUUGGGAUUGGAGCUUGAAAUAGAUACAGUGCCAUGCUUACCCAUCCCUAUACCACCCGAUUAUGAUCGUUACAUACAAAUAAUUACCUUAUUGUUGCUAUGUUGGAUUUUGACGGUUCUUGAACCUUAUGGGUUAAGAUUUAGACACUGGAUUAUGUGCUACUAUCACCCUGUGCGUGGUAAAGAAAGAGCCAUAUGGCUUUACAACCAUAUUUUAAGAACCAGAUCUACUUUUUUGAAGUUUGUUAGAAGACAAUUGAGAAGAAAAGUACUAGGGGAUAAAACUGUUACCAAGAUAACGCUAAAGGAAUUCUUGCUAUCAAAAUUUAGAUGCUUGGGAUUUUGUGUUGGAGAUGAGGUUCAGAAAGCAUGCCUUGUGUGCGGUCUUGUUAUCAGGGACACGGAUGAAAUUAAAUACUACAAAUGUGCCACACCAGGUUGUCCUGGGAUAUAUUGCGAACCCUGCUUUAUAGAUAUAAAAAAAUUGUGCACGGUUUGUUUAUCACCUAUAGAAUAUGGGGACCUAUCAGAUCUGAGCGAAGAAAGAGACUCUUCUGAUGAGGAAAACCGACAAAAAAGAAAACUUAACAAUAUCCAGGGUAAAAAGAAGCUUGAUGACGAUUCGGAUUAUCACAGUUCAAGCUCAGAACCCUCAUUUUCCUAUCAAUACACUAAAGAUGUAAACCAAAUACAGCAAUCGCUUAAGACCAGUUUUAAAGAUUUAGAAAGGCAGAACAUACCGGACUAUGCAUCAAUGGAAGCUUUCAGAGAUUAUCCCAUUUCCAGUGACAGCUCUAUUGAAGAUGGAGAUUUAAUUAGAGGUGAUAUUUAUCCAGAAAAAAAUUAUCCAAGGAAAAUUGAAGUAGUUUCAACUGUGGAACUUUUACCAAUAUUAUCAAGGCAGAGUAGUAUACGGCAUAAAAAAACAUUGUCAGCCAAAGGCAGUAAAACUAUAGAAAUUGAUGUAAAUCCCAAGAAAAUUCAGCCCAUACCAGCAUCCAAACAGAGCAUAAAAAAACGAUCUUUAACGUCCCAACGAAAAAUUGAAAGCAAGCAUCUUCUUGAUGCAACCGAUGACUCCACCUCAGACGAUUUAGACUACCUGUAUACACCAAAAGAACUGAAGACAAGGUUAUAUAGUAUAACUCUUCCAGAAACUGAACAGUUUGAAUUAGCUUCCACGUUCUCCACUUUGGAAGAAUUAUCUUCACAACCUACGGAAGAUCAACUUGAAAGUAUUAGUCAAACAUUUUUAUCGCCUUCAAAAUCGAGCAGCACUAUGCAGUCUGAUAACAUUUCCGUAACUGAAUCCGAUUUAACAACAAUUUCAAAAAUAAACUUUAACGUUAAAUACAAAGUUGAAUCGGAAACUCAACCCUCAAAUGCACAAAAAAGUGAAUCGACCACGUCAAGUGAAAUAGAUUCAAUGUUAGCUAGGGAGAUUCAAAUUAGAAAAAGACACCAGGUGACUUCUUUGCAUGGAUUUAAUGCUUCAUUUGGGUCUGAAAGACAAGAAUCGCAGAAAAAGAUGGUCAAUGAUUACUAUAAAAAGUUACCAAAACCUGGAGUCGAAAUAAAGUCAGUCAGAGAAUCAUGGUUGAAAGAAUUAAUUUCCAAAGUUAAGGGUGGAAAAAGUCAAGAGCAACCGAUAGAAGCGAGAAGUACCGAGUUGGCGUCUUUUGACUAUUCCAAGGCAGAUUCCAUCCCACUUAUUUCAAAAGCUCAUUCUUUAGAGUCCAGUAGUGAAGAAGAUUUUUAAAAUUAUUGAUUUAUAGGGUGUUUUUAAAAUUAAUGUUACCGAAAUGACAAUAAAAUGAAAUUUUGUAAUGAUGUAAGUAGUGAUAGCGUAUUAAGUGACAAUUUGUACAUUGAGUUGUUCGAAAAGAAAAUCAGAAGCGACCAGAAAAAACAAAAUAAGAAUCUUGAAGCACCAACUGAUUUAAAUUUAAAACCUCACAAAAACUGCGCAUGUGCAAAAGUAAACUUGGAUGAAGAAUUUAAAUCUACAAUAAAUUACAACGAUUUGAAUUCAAAACCUCACAAAACCUGCGCGGUUAUAAAAGCAAACUUGGAUGAAGAUUUUAAAUCUUCAAUACAUCACGACGAUUUAGAUAAAGACAUGGACGAAGUGGAAGCUAAGAAUAACGGUUGCUGGGCAACCAAAACAAUAGAGAAACCAAAAGAUGAAGAAAAGAAGUUUGUUCAAAGAGAACCGUUGAUUGAAAAACCGUGUGGUGAAAAAGUACAAGCCAAAGAACCAUUAUUUGAAAAAAACAACAAAGAAAAAGUAAAAUGUAAAGAAAAAGAAGCAAUAGUCGAAAAAUGGGAUUUAAAAAAAGAACAAACAAAGAAUGCAUCAAUGCAGUGCGAAUGCCAUUUUCCAUGCGAUAAUGAAUUAUGCAAAGAUUGUAGCAAGAAGCAGGAAGAGAAAAAAAACGAUGACGACAUCUUAUUUAAAAAUUUGACAGAAGAAACGAGUUGCAAGGACGAUCAAAUUUUCAAUGAGAUAAUACGAAAUGAGAAAAUCAAAUUCAUAAAUUAUUGUAGACAAAUGAAAGCAAACUACAUGAAGUCGUACAGGAAAAAAUCAAAAGAAAGAGACAAUGUCAUAUUGUGCAGCUGUCAAUGUUGCGAAACGAACCCGACAAAGAAACCAUCACGAUUAAAUUGUCCACCUCCACCACCUCUGCCGUGUAGUUGCAAAUGUUGCUCGUCGCCCAAACGCGUCCCGACAUGUCGAAACUUGUGUCGCGUGCCACCGAAACAAAAGCAAUCUUGUUCGACGUAUUGCGCGUGUUGUAGUCCAAGAAAAUCGGUGUCUUUUUCGCCUCGAUACGAUUGCGGGACCAGCUGCAAGUGCGUUCAAACCGUGGAUUUAAACGCAUCAGACUACCAGUGCAGCUGCGGAGAAUGCUGCAGAAACCGGCAAACGCAAGGCAGCGACGAAGAAUCGGAUGAUUCCUACGAUCCAGAACUCUACAACCUCCCGUAUCAAAACAACGAUGAUUACAUAGACCUUAUAGAAGAACUGGAAGAAAAACUGGUUAAAAGAAAUCGCAAUAGAGUCCGCAGGACGAUGCUGGAGUUUGAAAAUCGCAGCAAACAAAACAAACCACUGGAAAAACCAAUCCUUAAUCACGAUGAAAUAAGCGAAAGCGACGAACCAAUCCUGGAAAACUUGUGCGAGUUUAAGAAACGCAAGCAAAAAACAAAAACAUGUCCCAAAACCUUUAAGAAGCCGACUUGUAUUUGUGCUUCGGAUCGUGGCGACUGGGAAGAGUGUUUUAACGAAAAUACCGACAAUAAUUUUGUGCAAUCUACUGCUACACAGAAUGACCCAAAUAAAUGUAGCUGCAUGUCGAGGUACUCCAGAUCUCAAAAAACCAAAAUCAAAACCAAAUGGAAGAAGAACAAAAAGGGAGAAUGGUGCCGGGUGAUUGAAAAUGACGAACAACCUUGUUGUAAUUGUAGAAAUUGUUGCCAACAGAAAAUUACGGGUUGCGAUUUUGACAGUUGUGACCAAUAUAAUUAUUGAAAUUAUUGGUUUUGGUUGUAAAAUUUUAAAAAUGUAAAUUUGUGGUGUUAUAAAUAUUUACUUAUAGUCCGUUUUAG
Messenger RNA from Brassicogethes aeneus, 3686 nucleotides. NCBI's taxonomy places the organism in Eukaryota, Metazoa, Arthropoda, Insecta, Coleoptera, Nitidulidae. The record is from the annotation of a GenBank genome assembly.